Molecule: messenger RNA, 1327 nt
Organism: Cyclopterus lumpus (lumpfish)
Lineage: Eukaryota; Metazoa; Chordata; Actinopteri; Perciformes; Cyclopteridae
Product: lebercilin-like protein
Exons: 9
Coding region: 35-1315 (426 amino acids)
Biological process (GO): intraciliary transport
Cellular component (GO): axoneme
Source: RefSeq, a predicted model, not a curated record
CGGGGGUGAUCUCUACGGGCCUGGCUAUUUGUAUAUGUGUCCACCGUCAGUGCAACAGGAGAGAGAGAGCUUGUUUGUAUUGAAGAGCGGAGGAGCCGAUAGAGAAGCGAUGCAGAGCCGGAGGCAGCAGGCCAUUGCUCACAAGGAGGAGGGGGACAGUGAUGCUGUGAGAUCCAGAACUGACACCUCCUGGUGGUCCCCUCCAUCCAGACUGCGAUGUGACUCGAACAGAUCAUACUCCACAUCUGACUCUGAAGACCUGGAUGAGCGGCUUAUAGACAAGGCCUCAGAAGUCCAGACCUCAGACAAGUGGCUGGGAUCGAACACACAGGGAAGAAUAAAAGGUAAAAAAGCACAAGGGCCCCAAAAGACAAAUCACACUGCAAACCGCCAUUUCCUGAAGCUGCCUCCCAUCAAGAUCAAGCCCCUGCAGGUUUCAGAGCCGAGGAUCCGGUCGGCCGACCUGAAUUGCAUCAGGGAGCUGAAGAGCAAGAUCCUCAUGUGCCAGAGGAACCAGGCCCGAGUCCUGCUCCGUGAGACCUGCGCCUGCCGUGACAAUCUGGCAAGGCAGCUGCAAACCACAGAAAAUAAGUUGCCUAUUAGUUACCAGCACCUACUGCUGCUCAGCCGGGAUCACAGCCUGCUGGAGAGGGAGGAACUCACCUCGAGGCUGUACAGGGCUACUGCAGAGCUGGAGGACAAGGACAAGAGGAUACUGGACUUGGAGAGGAAUCUUAAAUUGUGCCAGGCCUCAUUCCAUCGUCAAAUAGCCACUGAACAAAGGAAGAUCAACGAGGCGAGAAAGAUAUCCUGCUAUCUGCAAGAGCACACGCAUCAGCUAAACAGGGAAAUUCAAGGUAGAGAGAGAGAACUGGAAACACACAAUAUUUACUCCCACAGGUUUUUAAAAGGACCCUCCAAAAAAGUCAGUGAAAUCAAGAUUGUUCAAACGGAUGCAUUAGUCCUUCUCCCCACUGCGGCCGCGAGUCCUUUGGCGUUAGAACAUACGGAGACCAAGGAGAAGCUGGAAGAGAACUCUGUGAACUGGUAUUGUUACAAUCCAGUGCAGGAGUCUUUGGUAGUAGAACAUCCAGAUAAAGAGGUUUCUGAAACUGCCUCAUUAGAAGAGAAUCGGCAAGACGAAACAGACACCAGUGAGCGGUGUAGUAGUUCAGAAGGGCCAAGAAUAUCAACAGAGGAAGAGUGUACCGGAGAAAAAGAGGCCCCACAGAUGAUGGAAGAAGAGCAGAAACCAGAGGAACAGUCGCUGAAUUUGACUGAACCGGAGAGAAAAGGACCCGAACAUCAGAACUGAGGUCAAUAAUGU